Molecule: messenger RNA, 2209 nt
Organism: Pseudocercospora fijiensis CIRAD86
Lineage: Eukaryota; Fungi; Ascomycota; Dothideomycetes; Mycosphaerellales; Mycosphaerellaceae
Exons: 4
Coding region: 494-2209 (571 amino acids)
Biological process (GO): G2/M transition of mitotic cell cycle; positive regulation of G2/MI transition of meiotic cell cycle; protein dephosphorylation
Cellular component (GO): cytoplasm; nucleus
Molecular function (GO): protein tyrosine phosphatase activity
Source: RefSeq, a predicted model, not a curated record
CCUGCACCCUCUUGUAUCUGCUGCUUCCUCUCCCCACGACCAGCGGCAGGCACAGGCACAGGCACAGGCAGCUUCGGAGGCGGCAACGACAGCAUCGGGACAGAGGUUUGCAGAAGUUCGCUCUUCCUGCACAUCCUCGACGCCCGCACGCGAGCCUCACCCUCAGCCGCAUUCGUUUGACGUCGAACGGUGGUGCCGACGAUGCAGAGGCUCUGAGCGAGGCGAGGCGAGGCAUACCAACCACCACGAACACCACUCACUCCACCACCACUCUCGCUCCUUCGAUCCGCUCCAUUCUCUCCUUGGCACCGCCGCUCAUUCCGAAUACAGACGACAUCUUACCACGACUCCAAGUGCAUUCGACAUUGGACGCCACAUCCCUCCUCCGCAUUCCAUAUCCGCCGACAUUCCCACCUGCAGACGCCCACGCGACCUAUUUCCCUCACUUCCCAGCAGCAUUGGACAUCCGCAGCCACCGACCAGAAUACACAGCAUGGAAUACUCUUCACCGCUGGCUGCAAUGCGGCCUCAAGCAGUGCCGACAUGGGGCCCCACCCGGAAGGACUUGCCCGGUGGUGUGUACCACGGAUGCCAAACGUUUGGCCCCUCAAGCUUCGACUUCAACACCAUGUCAAUGCAUCGCGAGAAGCCCAAGCGCCAAGACUACUUUACGCUGCGACCUGUGCGCGGCUCAUCUCCCACCGCGAGCCUGACGGCCGAUCUGGAUGCCAACUUCCAUAUCGACAAGAGCCCUCAAGCACCGACACCACGUCGAUCCUUGUUCACCACCGAUUUGUUCAAGCCUCGCGAAAAUGCUGUUACUCCGCCUGUCGAAGUCGAGCCUGCUACGACGCCAGACAUCAUUCCCUCGUCCUCGCCUUACCACGAGCCAAUGGACAUCUCGCCCCUGCCACACAAGGUCCCACACUUUCUGCACCAAGUCACUCUUCCUUCUCCCUCCACCGACGACACACCAAGCGAAGUCGACAUCUCGCCGGACUUUCUGGUGGCGGACGUCAUCUCUCGCCCGGUACCAUCGCCGGCUUUCCUAGAGCUACCAGAACGUAGGAGACCUGUCACACGACCGUCACUCAGCCGAACAAAAGGUUACUCGGCUGGUUACAUUCCACAGCGUCCGACCAGUGCUGAGACUGAAUUACCUCCGUUCCGGUUUGGACAUGUCGCUACCAGUGGCUUGUCGUGUUCAUCUACGCCAAGCCUGCUAGGGAGCUUUACAGAGUCACCGGUCGAUGACUGGCGGCCGUCCGGCUUGGGCUCAAUGCUGCCACCAACGCGGAGAACGUCACUCAGUACCGCGAACCGUAACAAUGGCUCGCCGUCGAGCAAUCACGUUCGCAAGCCUUCAGCCGGACGGCCUGCCUUCGUGCGGCCACAGCGAAAGUUGAUUCGGAGAUCUUUGAGCAUGUUCCAGCAUCCCGAUGAUGUGAUGAAGGAGGAGCAGGAGUCGUUCGAGCCACAGCCUUCCCUCGACUCGGUGAUGGAUGUAGAGCAGCCUGCCGAGCAUGUUCUGAAACUGCCAUACUUCAUCCCUGAAAGCGAGCCCGACAGCUUACCACGAAUCACCCAGGACACCAUGAUCGACAUUCUCGCCCAGAAACACACCGGCAAGUACGCGCAUAUAAUGAUCAUCGACUGCAGAUUCGAGUAUGAAUACAGUGGAGGCCACAUCGACUCCGCAGUGAAUUACAACGACAAGCAUCUACUAACGACCGAGCUCUUUGGCGACAAGAUGUCUACCGAGAACACAUUGCUGAUCUUCCACUGCGAGUAUUCAGUACACCGUGCUCCUCUCACCGCGAAAUUCGUUCGCAGUCACGAUCGUAACGUCAACGCCGCCAACUAUCCACAACUCACAUAUCCGGAGAUGUACAUUCUCGAUGGUGGAUACAGCAAGUUCUUUGCUGAGCACCCGACGAAAUGCUUCCCGCAAAACUACGUCGAGAUGAAUGAUCAACGGCACGAGCAGGCUUGUGAGCGAGGCAUGGCCAAGGUCAAGCAGCAGCGAAAUAAGCUGUUCAGGAACCAGACCUUCGCCUUUGGCCAGAACCAGAACCGCGAUGACAUGGAAGACUCUCCGACUGCGCUCGGCCGCGGGCUGGGUCCUAGAAGUCACUCAUCCUUCUCGGUCGGGCCUCAAAUCGCAGAGGGCAUCGGCAUGUCUUAUCAGCGUCGCAUGGCUUCGUACUGA